ACACACACAUGAAUGGAUUGAUAGUUUAUUCUACCUAGGAGGAAAAUUAAAGAGUUUAUAGAGAAUAAGCAAACUAAACUAAAUGAAAAAGGGUUCAAAAAAUGGGCGAAAGUGUUGCAUCAAAAAGAGUGGUUCGCAGUACUGGGCACAAAUACUGUAUGUGCCCAAUGUGUAAAAAAAAAAGAAAAAAAAGCUGCUGCUCACAGAGGAGAAAGAAUGCAAAAAGUUUGAUAAAACUAAUGGCAAAAGCAGUUUGAGAAAACUCUAAGAUCCUGUAUUUUACUAGACUGUUUUGGUUUAGUGUUUUCUCAUCCCACACUCGUCCCAUAUCUGCAUGAACAGUCGGCUGGGCUGUUCCUUGAACGCACCUCCUUCUUCCUGAGUGGCUUUUCUACUUUCGUCGCCACACUGAAAGGGAGCGACUGUUGAGUGAGUUUAACCAGCCUCAGAUCAGUCCUCCAGGUCAGGACCCUCUCUCCACGGAGACACAGCCUGAUAGCGAGGGCUCCCAUUGAGGAUUACAGCAGGUGUGAAGAUUAAAAUCAGACAUUUGGUUGUUUGUGGAAGUGGACUGGAGAGUGGGGCAAGCACCGGCACCGUUUCCCACGGACUAAUCUGCCUUAGAGGGCGGGGGUUGGGUGUGUGUGUGUGUGUGUUUUUUUUUUAAGGGGUACCACUCAUUCUCACACACCCCUCCUCAGCAGCAUCCUGAGCAGGUCUUCUAGUCAUUUCCACUGUGAACGAGCAACAGGUUGAGCAGAAGCAGCAGCAGCAGUGUGAAGGCGACUGAAGCCUACCAUGCCGAGCAAAAGCCAGUAUCUGCGCCCCCGGCUGUGCACGCUGGAGAAGGGGGACAACGGCUACGGCUUCCACCUCCACGGGGAGAAAGGUAAGACGGGGCAGUUUAUCCGUUUAGUGGAGUCCGACAGCCCGGCAGAAACCUCGGGGCUCCGCGCCGGAGACCGACUGGUGUUCGUGAACGGGGACGACGUGGAGAACGAGAGCCACCAGCAGGUCGUGUCCCGGAUACGAGCCACCGUGGGCCGGCUGGAGCUCAUAGUGGUGGACCCGGACACGGAGCAGCUGCUGAAGAAACACAACAUGAAGUGUCUGAAGGAGUAUGUGACCGACGGCGUCCCGUUACCCUUCGACGAGGAGGAAGAGGAAGAGGAGGAGGAGGAGAAGGUGGUCGUGGUGGAGGAGGUCGGGGAGGUAGACGGGACAGAAAACGGGGUCGAGCGGCAUGCCAAGCAGGACGAGGUGGAGGAGGAGGCGGAGGAGGAGGUGGAGAAGGUGGCGGUGGUGGAGCAGCGGCUGCGGCAGCAGGAGAUGACACCCAGGGAGUCCACGCCGGUCCCGGAGAGUAACGGAGAAAUCCACGAGCACGUCGACAAGAAGCUGAGCAUCAGCUCAGAGAAGGAGGUGUGUACUGAGCCGCGGCCACGUCUGUGUGUGAUCCAGCGAGGGUCUAACGGAUAUGGCUUCAACCUGCACAGCGAGCGCGCGCGGCCGGGCCAGUACAUCAGAGCCGUGGAUGAAGACUCUCCAGCAGAGAGGGCAGGCCUGCUGGCCAAGGACAGGAUAAUACAGGUGAACGGUGUGUCAGUGGAGGGGAAGACGCACUCACAGGUAGUGGCUGCCAUUAAAGCCGGCGGGAGUGAGACCCGGCUGCUGGUGGUGGACCCCGACACAGACGCCUUUUACAAGAGGUGCAGAGUGGCCCCCACCUUGGAGCACUUGUCUGGUCCACUGCCAGAACCUGUCAUUAAUGGAGGAAUGGAGGAGAAGGUGAAUGGCAGAGGGGCCAAAGAGGCAGAGAGGGACUCAAAGCUGUCAGUCAGUCCCUCUCCAUCCAACGCCUCAUCCAACACCUCGCUCACCAUCCCGCCCACAAACACCCCACCUGAGGGUUUGAUCAAGGAAGCCAUCCCAGCUCUCAACCUGAGUCUGCAGCAGGUCAAAGAGCUCGCCCACCAGAAACGAUCCAACAAAAGAGCUCCACCCAUGGACUGGACCAAGAAAAAUGAACUCUUCAGCAACCUAUAGGGCAUCUCAGAUCACCUGCCACACACCCACACACACACAGAUUUUUAUUAUAGUGACUUCGCAGAAAGAGACAUAAGAAAGACAUUUUUUUAUUAUUAUAAUGACAUUAUAAGAGCAGUUUAACUAUUGGCAGAAGACAAAAUUCAGGCCGUUCUGUAAAAUAUAGUCUUCAUAUUACUCUUCAUGUUAUUAUAACCCAGAUAUUAAACGUAUAAUGUGCUACUAACAAUGAAAGAUGCAUAUGCCAAUGAAAGAGAACUGGACCGUGCUGAAAAUGUGUAUGUAUGUGUGUAUUUGGCUAUUUUUGCCCUGUGAAUAUGUGGGCAUGGUUUCCUUUGUGUGUGUCUGCGUGUGGACCCUUACAGUCUGAUGCCUGUGGAAAUGAGGAGGCGUAGAUCAUCAUGCUUCAUUUAAUAAUCCGCUCCUCUUUAUAUUAACAUUUAAAGCAUUAAAGUGUCGUCUGAAUGACAGCAGGACAAGCCACAUACUGUAAAACCAGCCUGACAAUCUGUACUUCAUUUAUCUCCAAUUUACUCAGUUAUCAGUUUAGGGAUCAAACAUCUGACACAGGACUGAGAUAUAUUUACUUUUGGGUCAUUUAUUUCAAUGUAAUUCACUCUAACUUUUUUCUUCUACAGAUUAUAUGUUAGAGCUGUAUGAUCCUUAAAAUAAGAUAUACACAACAUGUUGCUUUCUAACAUGAAACUCCUUUUGGGAAUCAUUUGUGAUUUUCUUUUUAGGGAAAUAUUUACUGAUGGCUUUAAACUGGAAAGAACUCUUAUUUUAAUGUGGGUUAUCUUAUAAGGUAUGUAUAUAUCAUAUAUUGUGUAUAUUUUUUCAUUUGUCACAUAAAUGUCACUCUCUGAAAUGAAAAUGAUUUCAGCUUAAUCCUGUGUCGCUACAAUGCCAUCCAACAUUCCUCCAUACAUUGUCUGAAUAUGUGAUAUCAUCCUUUGAAUAAAUGUGAACUACAUUUUAUUAUGAGUAACUUAUACCGUCCUUAUACUUUGCCAUCAUGUCCGCUGUGAAUGGCUGCUCAGUUCACAUUUUUUAGCAUAAUGGAAGAUUUUUAUUGCUCCUUGAAAAUGCUUGGUGAAAGAUUUUUACACAUUUCUAUUGAUGUCUUAAAACAAUAAUUAUGUAACUUUUAGAUCACAUAUUUCCAAAAGAAUGUAUGUGCUUCACUAGAUUUUAUGUAGUUUGUCCAAUAUUGAGAAAAAUGUGAUGCUUUUAAAACUGAAUGAUUGAAUUGUAUGAAGAGUUGUAGAUUGUAAUAAAUCAGUCAUCACAACAACAUUA
Molecule: messenger RNA, 3345 nt
Organism: Seriola aureovittata
Lineage: Eukaryota; Metazoa; Chordata; Actinopteri; Carangiformes; Carangidae
Gene: nherf1b
Product: NHERF family PDZ scaffold protein 1b
Exons: 6
Coding region: 799-2046 (415 amino acids)
Biological process (GO): protein localization to plasma membrane
Cellular component (GO): apical plasma membrane
Molecular function (GO): signaling receptor binding; protein-membrane adaptor activity
Source: RefSeq, a predicted model, not a curated record